This is a messenger RNA of Aspergillus ruber CBS 135680, 684 nucleotides long. RefSeq lists its product as uncharacterized. Bases 1 to 660 code for a protein of 219 amino acids. NCBI's taxonomy places the organism in Eukaryota, Fungi, Ascomycota, Eurotiomycetes, Eurotiales, Aspergillaceae. The transcript has a single exon. The record is from RefSeq and is a predicted model, not a curated record.
AUGGGUAUAAGAAUGAUGCAGGAGACAUAUGAACACUAUUUUCUUAACUUUGGCAGAGGCUGGUCGCGCAUGAGAGCCCCAAUUGAUAGCGGCAUAUGCAUAAAGUGGAUUAUGCUGGUGACGAGCUUUGUAUUCAUAGAGCGACGCAGGAGGCUCUGUUUGGAAGCUGUCAAAGCAGAGAUAGGCGACACAUUUGCAAUUUGGGAAUGUGCGGGCAGUCUCUUUCCCGAAGCGCAGCACGAUCUAUUUUGUACAAAGGUCAAAACAGUAGUUCAAAACGCAGCCGAAGUUUGGCUUCCUAUUCAGCAAUCGCAAAAGAAGUUCGAGGUAGACUUCGAUCCUAUUGAUCCCGACGAUAAUGAAUGGGAUCGCUUCCCUUCUGCUGGCAAAAACACAACGCUGGUGGCACAAGAGCUUCAUGGCUUUUUUCUUCUCAAUGUCUUCCCGUGCAUCUCCUUGGUGGAAGACGUCGAUCAUGAUCCAUUGACCAAGAUCAUUCAACUCCGCAGCUCCCAGGAAUUAUACUUGGCAGCACAGCACGAAGCCACCCAAACAGCAACCUCUGCUACCACUAGAAGGUAUCCUACCCGUCCCAGGAGGCAAUCAACUGCGGGAUCGAAUGGAACACCCUUUUUAGGUGGAAAGUCAAUCAACAGCUGACUAGUGGGUUGUGGAAAAGGCUUC